Messenger RNA from Cherax quadricarinatus, 16536 nucleotides. RefSeq names its product FAT atypical cadherin kugelei (gene kug). NCBI's taxonomy places the organism in Eukaryota, Metazoa, Arthropoda, Malacostraca, Decapoda, Parastacidae. The record is from RefSeq and is a predicted model, not a curated record. Gene Ontology annotation, cellular component: catenin complex; plasma membrane. Gene Ontology annotation, biological process: homophilic cell-cell adhesion. Gene Ontology annotation, molecular function: calcium ion binding; cadherin binding.
UGUCCCUCGUGUCGGUGACCCAUGUAUCACUCUCACCGUCAGGUUUCCUGUUCCUCCAGCUUCCCUCAUCAGUGAUCCCGGGGUUAAUUCCCUGAGUCACAGGAUUCUGAUUCUUCCUGCUUCUCAUCACUGGACCUGUGCUUGACUCCCACCAUCUACAGAGUUCCGAGUCCUCCUGCCUCCAUCAUUAGCGUCACCUGCACAACAACCAGGAUUUAGUUGUUUACUUGUAGGUUUCAUUAACCAUCAGGUGGAGUAGCAUGGUGAAGGAGACAGGGUGUGUGGCCCCCCCGGCAAGAUGACCCAGACGACAUAUUCCCACCCUCACCCGCGGGGUCGCCCUCCGCCCCUGCUAUGCCCACACCCGAGUGUAGUGAUCAGGAGAUGUGUGAGAUGGCAGCACGUGGUGGUGGCAGUGGUAGUCGCUGUAGCGGGCUCCUGCGGGCGUGUGGAGGGAAGUGUGGAGUCAGUGAGGUUCUCUGCAGAGCAGUACAACGCCAGCGUCCCGGAGAAUGCUCUGGGCAACACAGCCGUCGUCAGUGACACUAUGAUGGGAGUCUACGUCACCGACCCAACACUCAAGAUUAAGUAUCGCAUCACAGAAGGGGAUAACCAGAAUUUCUUCCGGGCGGGAAAGCGGGUCGUCGGCGACUUCUGCUUUCUUGAGUUGCGCGUACGCACUGGUAACCGCCACGUUCUAAACAGGGAGAGUCGCGACCAGUACCGUCUGAAGGUGAAGGCACAACACCGUCAUCACGACGGCAGCAAAGAAGACCUCCCAGGAGCUGUAACUGAGGUAAUCAUUACCAUUACUGACCUCAACGACCUUACACCAUUCUUCCUGCAAGACGAGUACCACGUACGGCUCAGCGAGGACACACCUCUUCAUGCCUCAGUAGCGCGCGUCAAAGCCGAAGACCCAGAUAGUGGUCUCAAUGGCCAGAUAUAUUAUAGUUUCUCUGACCGCACGCCAGUGUUCGCUAUCCAUCCUACCUCUGGUGUGGUCACUCUCACGCGACCACUCAGUUUCCUGGAGAAGGCAGCAUACGAGUUGACGGUGCAGGCACAAGACCGGGGCCGCCGUCAGCAUGGAGGGUGGCCAUCUCACGCCAAACUCUAUAUUAAUGUUACAGAAGAAAAUGUUUAUGAUCCACAAAUAUUAGUUGUCAAGUUGCCUGAGUCAAUGCCACGAGCCCAUCUGGCUGUAGUUGCCAUCAUCAAUGUAGCGGACCAGGACCGUGGCCCCAGUGGCGAGGUGAGGUCGUUAGAGAUAGUGGAGGGCGAUCCUGAUCGCGUUUUUCGUGUCCUGCCAGGCUCUGGUGCUAAUGAAUUUAACCUGGCGGCCCUCGAUACCAUUGAUUGGAGCGAGUCGCCAUUUGGCUUCAACUUAACAUUAAAAGCUACAGAUGGAGGCAAUCGACCACGGUUUAGCUACAAGGUGGUGCGAGUGGCAGCACCACCAUUACCUCAGCAGGAGGCGGUAUUUACACAAGAGGUGUAUGAGGCUACCGUCAGCGAAAUAGCGCCUGUGGGCACGCGGGUGGUGCAAGUAGGCUCUUGGCUUCCUGGAGCACAGCGCCGCAUCGAGUUUUCUAUAGUAGCAGGAAACAAAGGGGGACAGUUCCGUAUAGACCCCUUCUCUGGCGUCAUCACCACUGGAGCUACUCUGGAUGCUGAGACCCGCACUGACUACACUCUCACCGUUGGAGCAACCAGCCCAUCCGUCAUCUUGCCGCUGCAGCAAACUUCUGCCAAGGUAAUAGUGAGAGUGCUGGAUGCCAACGACAACACGCCCAUGAUUGUGGCACCUCAGGGCGUAGUACGUGUGGACGAGCACCAGCCCGCCGGCACCUGGGUGACUAAGGUGCGGGCACAGGACUAUGACUCCGGGGAGAAUGGGUACGUUUCCUACAGCUUAGCAAAUGCCGAUGAUGUGCCUUUCACGGUAGACCAUUUCACGGGCGAGGUGAGCACCACCCGCGCUCUAGACUACGAGACAGAGCGACGUACGUGGAGACUGCUGGUGCGUGCAUCAGACUGGGGCUCUCCCUACCGUCGUCAGAGUGAGAAGGUCAUCACAGUGCACGUAGAAGACGUCAAUGAUAAUAGACCACAGUUUGAGCGUAUAGACUGCACCGGCUUCAUAGACCGACUCACUCCUCUGGGAUCGGAAGUUUUUACGCUUUCUGCUGUGGACUUCGAUCAAGGAAACAUUAUCAGUUACAGGAUUGUAGGUGGUAAUGACGACCGUUGCUUUGGCCUAGAUUCCACCACGGGUGUAUUGACAUUGGCAUGCGACUUGCAGGAUCUGAUGGUCUCAGAACGUAUACUCAACGUAACAGCAACAGACGGUCAACACUUCGCCGAUACCUUGGCACUGCGUCUACAGUUAGUCAGACAGCAGAACCCAUCAGCACACUCGUGGACGGUGCUGGACUGCAGGGAGAUGGGUGUAGCUCAACGUCUAGCUGAGCAGCUUUCACGUGCUGAAAAAAGUAAUCGCCAAGAUGAUCUCAUUAGCUUGCUGACACCACCAAUGACAGGGCUGAACGCACACGGGCCAGAACUGCUGCACGUGCCCCUGGAGGUCCGUGUACGAGAGAACAGCGACCCGGGCACCUUGGUGCUUAAGAUUGAAGCUCAGGAUGAUGAUAGCGGCUACCCAGGACAUCUAGUUUAUGUCAUUUCAUCUGGCAACGAAGAAUCUGUGUUCAUGAUGGACUUAGAAACCGGGGCUCUGACGGUAGCAGGCCUGCUAGACCGGGAGAAAGUUGCUCGCUACAAUCUCAACUUAACUGUAUAUGAUCUAGGUAAACCGCAGCGCUCAGCCUCCCGCCUUGUUGUUGUCACUCUUGUCGACGAAAAUGACAAUGCUCCUAACUUUGAUAAACCAGCUUAUAGCUUCUUCUUGCCAGAGAACGUGGCCAACGGCACUAGUGUGUACGAGUUGCGGGCACAAGAUCCCGAUGAGGGCACCAAUGGCGUGGUGACAUACAGUUUGGCUACCGACACGAAAGACUUCAGACUGGACCCUGUGAAUGGACGGCUGAGCGUGGCAUGGCCCCUGGAUCACGAGACUCAUGACGUGUACGAGUUGCGUGUGGUGGCUACUGACGGCGGGGCACGAUCUGCGCACGCCUACGUCACAAUUCAAGUAGCCAAUAUCAACGACUGCCCUCCUGUCUUCCCCACUGAACGAUCAACUGCUGUGCGUGUUCCCGAGGACCUUCCUGUGGGUGCACUAGUUACGCUUGUGACGGCCCACGAUCCGGACUCUCCUCGCCUGCGCUACACUCUCAUGGGUGGGCAUGAGGGCAUUUUCGAGCUAGACGCAGACACAGCGGCGCUGCGCCUCGCUGCUAAACUAGACUACGAGACCAGGCCCGCCUACAACAUUACGGUUCGUGCCACUGAUGAUGGUACGCCUCCACUCUCUGCCAGCACCCACGUCAUUGUGCAGGUGGUGGAUGUUGACGAAAAUGUUCACGCGCCAGUCUUCAUGAAGGACGUGGAGCAGGCCCAGGUGCUGGAGUCUGCUCCUCCACACACCCUGGUUGCUACCUUCAGCGCCGUCGACGGUGAUCACAAUCCUGCUGACGCCGCCAUCACUUACUCCUUGGUGGGUUCUGAAGGACGAGGUGUCUUCUACAUCGACCAGAAGGGUUCCAUCUACACGUCAUCAUGGUUGGACCGAGAGACAGUGUCAAGAUACUGGCUCAGUGUGCGAGCCCAGGACUCCGGCACAGUGCCCAAACACGCCACCCUUCACGUGUACGUGGAGGUAGUGGACGUGAACGACCACCGUCCACUGAGCUCGUGGCCUGUAUACUGGCCUGGUGUGGCAGAGAACUCUCCCCCGGACACCGUGGUGGUGACUGUGGACGCCAGCGACCCGGACCCCGGCGCUAACAUCACCUAUAACAUCACAGCAGGCAACCCACAGCUCCUCUUCACCAUCGAUUCCACCACAGGUGAAAUACGGACAACAGCAAGACGCCUAGAUCGAGAGAGACAAGCUGAACAUGUUCUUGAAGUUACAAUUUCUGACGGGGAUGAUCCCUCCACUGCCCUCUCUUCCACCACCUAUGUUGCCGUCAAUGUCCAGGAUGAGAAUGAUCAUGCCCCUGUGUUUCUGGAAAGACUCUACAAGUUUUAUGUGCCUGUCAUUGCUCAUCACAACCCACAGAUGGAUGAAUCAGUUUUAGAUAAUGACUAUAUAGAAGAUAUGCCCAUUGGGCAGAACUUCUCCUCACCUGAUGCUGACUACUUCCUCCCUUACAAGAAUGUGAGGGUGAAAGAUGCAGAGGAAGAUGAGGGAUCUGGGGGAGGUUCCCUUAUCCUGAAAGAGUAUAGGAGCUCCGGCCCUCUUGUGGAAAUAAUGGAAGACCAACAGAGGGUGGAGGAGGAGGUGGAGCUGGAAUAUGUUCCUAUAUGUAGGGUUGUGGCAGUGGAUGAAGAUGAAGAUGAUAAUGGGAAUGUAAGUUAUCGCAUAGAUUCUACCAAAUUUCAUGGCCUGUUUAAGAUUCAUCCAAAGACUGGUGUAAUAUCUGCAAAGGCUGGAUUGGAUCCAAGGGAAGAUUAUGAAUUCACGGUCCAAGCAAUAGAUAAUGGACGUCCACAAAAAUCUAACUCGUGCUUGGUACUUGUUAACUUGGUGCCUAUACUUAAAACAUCUCCACACCCACCUGUUAUUCGGGAGCAGCCAGAGGUUCGUGUGACGGUUCUGGAAAGUGACCCUAUAGGUCACCAUGUUACUCUGAUUGAAGCUAAUGAUGAUGAUGGUGACCAACUCUGGUUUGAUAUUAUUGGUGGCGACAUUGAGAACAUGUUCACUGUCGGGAGGGAUACUGGAAGUGUCAUGGUGGCUGGGCAUCUGGAUGCUGAACUAAAGUCUCUCUACAACUUAACUAUUUCUGUUACUGAUGGAGUUCAUGUUGUUACAACUCAGUUAAUUGUGUCAGUGUUGGAUGUGAAUGACUAUCGACCAGCAUUCUCUGCACCCAACUAUGAAGUUGAGGUGGGAGAAAAUACUGCCCCAGGUACUACCAUCUUCACACUCACUGCCUCAGACCCAGAUUCUGAUCAACAUCUAACAUUCACCCUCAUCAAUACUGCCCAUACUUCUUCAGCAGCAAAAUUCAGAGUCAGCCCAAUGAGUGGUGACAUUGUUCUUUAUGAACCAUUAGACAGGGAAGUGCAAGAAGAACACAUCUUGACAGUAGGAGUUAAAGACGGCAUCCCUCCAACCAAGAGUAAUUAUGCUCGUGUUAACAUCAAAGUACGAGACUAUAAUGACCAUUCCCCACAGUUUCUUGCAACUCUCUACAAUGGCACUGUUACAGAAACUGCAACAAUUGGAACAACAGUUGCUGAAGUAAUAGCAAUUGACCGUGAUAAAGGUGCUAAUGGUCAUAUAAUGUACUCAAUUGUAUCAGGGAACAUUGGUGGUGUGUUCAGCUUGGAUCCAGAGACUGGAAUUAUAUCAUUAGCAAGAGCUGUUGACCGUCAGGAGAUGCCAGAAUAUUGGUUGGCUGUUCGUGGCAGUGAUAAUGGCUCCCCGCCUCGACAUUCUCACGUCAAUGUUAACAUUCAUGUGAAGAUUGCAAAUGGUGCUCCUCCAAGGUUUUUGAAGAAAGUGUAUGUCUUUGAAGUUAGUGAAGCAGCCCAUAUGGGGGAUUAUCUUGGAAUUCUCGAAGCUGAAAGUCGCCUGGGCGUUGUCUUUUCUUUCAUAGGUGAAUCACGCCGCAAUCCCUUUGCUAUAAACCCAGCUUCUGGCAUGGUUUCUUUAGACACGCCUGUGGAUUUUGAAGAAGUUCAAUCAUACAACUUUACUGUCUUGGCAUCAUCUAUGAAUGGACAAGAAGCCACUGCUCAACUGAUAAUAAACAUUCGAGAUGAGAACGACAACCCCCCAUACUUUACCCAAAGCUCUUAUAGUGGCCACAUAUCUGAAGCUGCUGCUGUGAAUUCUGUCGUGCUCAUGGAAGACAACAGUCCAUUGGUAAUCUCUGCACGGGACAAAGAUUCUGACCAGAAUUCUAAUUUAGUCUUUACCAUACUGGAAGAAGAAGCAAGAAUGUAUUUCACAAUUGAUUCUUCAACAGGUGCUAUAAGAACUGUUGGCCCCUUAGAUCACGAGGUGGUGGCUAAGGUUAGAUUCAGUGUGAAAGUGCAUGAUAAUGGUCAACCCAGGUUGUCGGCAUCUACUACAGCUUCAGUUGCAAUUACCAUUACUGACAUCAAUGAUGUUCCACCAAGGUUCCUAUUACAAGAGUACAAUGCAACUUUGCUCACUCCAACACAAAGGGAUGUAUCUGUAGUCCAUCUGAAUGCCACUGACCUAGAUUUUGAUGGUAAAGCCAAUCUUGAAUAUGAAAUAGCUGAUGGAAACAAGGACGGAAAGUUUAAGAUAAAUGCAAAAACUGGACUCCUCACAGUUAAUGAUUCCAGUAAUCUUGCUAGCCACUAUCAACUCAAGGUCACUGUGAAUGAUGGACAAUUUGCAUCAAGUGCAGCUGUCAACAUUCACGUUGAACCAAUACCCCAAACUGGGUUGAGGUUCAGCGAAGAAAAAUACUUUGCUGCCGUUGAAGAAAAUAGCACACGAGUGGACAAGGUUGCAAUGGUUCAUGUUCUAGGAAGUAAUCUUAAUGAGCAUCUCAGGUUCAGCAUUCUCAACCCAACAGACAUGUUCACCAUUGGUGAUACAUCAGGUGUCAUUCAGACCACUGGCAAGCCUUUUGACCGAGAAGUCCAAGACAAUUAUUUAUUAGUAAUAGAGGUCCGCAGUGUAGUACACACCACCCCAGCUCGAGUGGCUCAUGUGCAGGUACAUGUGGUAGUCACAGACAAAAAUGACAAUGCCCCAAUCUUUGUUAACACACCUUACUAUGGAGUUAUCUCAGUUGAUGCUAAGAAGCAUCAGAUUAUUUUUAGGGUUCAUGCUACUGAUUUUGAUGCUGAUGAAAAUCGUGAUGUUCGUUAUGAGCUUCAACGUGGGAAUGGGGAGGUGUUUGCCGUAAGUCGUUCAACAGGCGAAAUAAGUCUGAAACAAACACUAGAGGGCCUCAAGAGUGAAUAUGAGCUUUUGAUAAGUGCUUAUGAUGGUGGCUCCCCACCUUUGUCUUCACAAGUUCCUGUUCGACUUAAAGUGGUGGACAGAUCGCAGCCAAUUUUUGACAGACAGUUUUACAGUGCUUCUGUAGCAGAGAAUGCAGAAUCUCACACACCUAUUGUGACUGUCACAGCUCACAGUCAGCUUAAUAGAAAACUGAUUUAUACAGUUGUUGGUGGUAAUGAACAUCAAACAUUUGCUAUGGAGCAUGAAGAGGGUCUAAUUCGAGUCCAAGAUGGACUUGACUAUGAGACUCAGAAUUCCUACCAGCUAACUGUGAGAGCCACAGAUAGUUAUUCUGGCAAGUGGGCUGAGGUGGUUGUCUCAGUACAAGUUACUGAUGUCAAUGACAACCCUCCAGAGUUUUUACAGCACUUUUACAACAUCACAGUGUCAGAGGCCACUGCUAUUGCAACUCCAGUUUUGACUGUCACUACCUCAGAUGAAGAUACAGGACCAAAUGCAGGAGUGAGUUAUCGGUUAAUGGGACUUAAUGGGACAUUACCCAAGAACUUCUAUAUGGAGGGAGAUUCUGGGGUGUUGAUACUAAAGCAAGGACUGGACCGAGAAACAGUGCCAAUUCACCAUUUCUUGGUGCAGGCCAUUGACAAAGGGACACCACCACUCUCAUCUACAGCACAUAUUCUGGUAACAGUUCUGGACAUGAAUGAUAACCCACCGGUAUUUGAGCAACAAGCCCAGCACUGUUUAGUGACGGAAGAUGCUUCUCGUGGCCAUUUUGUCACUCUUGUUUCUGCCUCUGAUGAUGAUGUUGGUGAUGUAAACAAACUUACUUACACUAUUGUUGAUGGCAAUGACCUACAGGUUUUUGCAAUCAACUCUGCUUCAGGAAUUAUAACUGUUUGGAACAGCCAAAAGCUGGGCGAGAGUGAUGAGCAUAUACUAAAUGUGUCAGUGAGUGAUGGGGUCUUCACAGCCUAUACACGUGUGGUAGUUACUAUCACACCAGUCAAUGCCCAUUCUCCAACCUUCAAAGUUGCCCAGUAUGAUGCUUCAAUUCAAGAAAAUUCUGCCAUCAAAACUACUGUUGCUCACGUGUCUGCUAGAGAUGGGGAUUCAGGGCGUUACGGUGAUGUGACAUACCAUUUUAUAGGCGAUGAUGCGCACAAGUUCUUUAGAAUAAAUGAAAACACAGGUGAUGUAUGGACAUCAGAAAUAUUCGAUCGUGAAGAGAGAGCUGAAUUUGCCUUCACCGUGAUGGCAAUGGACAUAGGUGGGCGCACUGGCUUCACCACACUUCACAUUUCUGUUGAUGAUGUGAAUGAUAAUAAACCCAUAUUUAUGCAGUCAGAUUAUAAAGCAAUUAUUAGAUCCAAUGCUACUGCUGGAUCUGUUGUAAUGAAGGUGGUCGCUGGGGAUGCAGAUGCUGGUGAAAAUGGAACGGUGUCAUACCGUUUUCAUAGUUCAGCUUUACCAGACACAAUGGCUGCAUUCUCUCUAAACUCAGUAACUGGCGAAGUAACAAUGAAGAGAAACGCACGUGAUUUGGGGAGCUCUGUGUUCGAGUUCUUCAUUGAGGGAAGAGAUAAUGGGCGACCAGUCCUUCAUUCAAAUGUGGCAGUAUUAUUACGUAUCGUGGAUGUGGAUGUCAGACCCCCAGAGUUUCUGUCUCGGAUAUACACUCUUACAGUCUCUGAGGACACACCACCAGGCACUCACAUUGGGUCAGUGGGUGCCCGUUAUGAUGGUGAAUUAGAAUACACAGUUGAGUGGGGAGGUCAUGAAAUAUCUCCGCCAGUGUCUGUCUCAUCGGAGGGCACACUGACCCUCACGUCUUUGCUCGAUCGUGAAGAUGUUCGACGACUCUCUCUUAUAGUCACUGCUAUGCCUGUUGACAAGCCUGAGCUAGCAGCAAGUACGAAUGUAGUUAUUGAAGUCCAAGAUGUUAAUGAUGAGUCACCAACAUUUGAAAGUGAGAAGUACUAUGUGUCGGUAGCAGAAAACACACCGUCUGGAUCAAAUGUUGUUAAAGUGUUUGCUAAUGAUCGUGAUGCAGGAAGCAACUCUGAGAUCCGUUAUAUAUUGGAAGAGCAAUCACCACUUGUUGAGGAGCCUCUCUUUACUCUUGAUCCUUAUUCAGGGUGGCUUUCUCUAAAUCAAGAACUAGAUGCUGAGACAAAAUCCAAAUAUGAAUUAAAGGUUCUUGCCAGGGACAAUGGCAGUCCACAAAAAAACUCAACCACAAGUAUUAUAAUUGAGGUCAUUGACUAUAAUGACAAUGCUCCACAAUUUGUUAAGAAGAGCUAUCAUGCUGCAGUCAAGGAGAAUGCUCUUCCUGGAACAGUUGUGGUGCAGCUAGAAGUUAUUGAUGUUGACCUGGGAGGAGGAGCCUUGGAUGGGGAAGUGGGACAAGGCAUAGUGUAUUAUCUCACAUCCGGCAACGCCUUUCAGCAUUUUCAUGUCCGAAGUGGUGGACAGAUAUAUGUCGCUAAAACCCUUGAUCGGGAGUCUGUGGACCACUAUACCUUAGAAGUUACUGCAACUGAUGGUGUCUUUGUGGCAAAAUCUUGGGUCUACAUUGAAAUUUUGGAUGUUAAUGAUAAUGGUCCUCUGUGCACCACACCAAUGUACCAUCACACCAUCAGUGAGUCUGCAUUGCCUGGAACAUUACUACUCAGAGUGUCUGCCACUGACCGUGAUCUUUCACCUAAGCUUCAGUUCUAUCUCACUGGUCAGGGUGCAGGAAUGUUUGCCAUAGAUGUUGAUUCUGGCCAACUUAGUGUAGCCAAACCUCUAGAUCGUGAGAGACAGUCACACUUUUUGCUCAAAGCUACUGUGAAGGAUGGAGGAAAUUUGGACUGGGAAUGCACUUGUCAGGUGGAGAUAGAAGUUACAGAUGUGAAUGAUAAUCCGCCCAUUUUUAGUAUGCCCAGUUAUAGCAUCAAUGUACCUGAAAAUUCUCCAGAGAAUCUCCUCCUACUAAAAGUUCAUGCAUCUGAUCCAGAUAAAGGAAUAAAUAGAAAAGUUACAUAUGCUUUAGAGGGAGAAGAUAUAUUUUUGAUAGAUCGACAAACGGGAAUAUUGAGCGUAAUUGAAACACUGGACAGGGAAAGUCGUGCCAUGUAUAACCUAACUCUAAUAGCUACUGAUCAUGGCUCUCCUUCACUGUCAUCAAGGACAAACAUUCUUGUACUAGUUUCAGAUAUUAAUGAUAAUCCACCUGAAUUUGCCAGCCACACUUACUUUACAACAGUGACCGAGAGUGCAAAUACUGGAUCAGACAUAGUGCGUGUAUUAGCUACUUCCAGAGACUCAGGAAAGAAUGCAGAAAUAACUUAUUCCAUUAUAGGAGGCAAUGAACACCGCAAGUUUGCUAUUCAUCCAAAAACAGGUGUAGUGUCUAUACUGGACCCACUGGACUAUGAAAGAGCACACUCCUACCAGCUGACAGUUCAGGCAACGGAUGGGGGUGAGCCGCCUCUCUCUAAUCAUGCAACCAUCAAUGUCACUGUUACCGAUAUCAAUGAUAAUGAGCCAAUUUUUCUGCAGAAUUCCUACUCUGUGAUUGUUAAUGAAGCUGCAAUCAUUGGAGAGAGAUUGAUACAGGUGGUAGCAACUGAUUUGGACAGCCUGGCAAAUGGUAGAAUUACCUAUGGCAUUGCUAAUGGAGAUCCUAAUCAUCAAUUCCGUAUUGACCAGCUAUCGGGUUGGGUGUCGGUGGCAGGUCCCCUAGACAGGGAGUCCAUUGCCUCUUAUAACCUUGAAGUAAUUGCUUUGGAUCAAGGCAUCCCUCAGAGGUCAGGGUCAGUCAUGGUGAAUAUUGAAGUGAGUGAUGCAAAUGAUAAUCCACCUGUGUUUGUAGAAACAAAUCACACGGCAUAUGUUCAGGAGGACAAACCAGUGAAUCAUCUUGUGUUUAAAUUUGAUGUCAUUGAUGGUGAUGAUGAUGCAGCACACAAUGGUGGUCCAUUUACAUUUGAAAUAAGAUCUGGUAAUGAUAACACAGCCUUUAGAAUUACUCAAGAUGGACACCUGCGGACAGCUACAAAGUUUAAUCAUAAAGUACAAGGGCACUACCGCCUUCAGAUCCGAGUGUAUGACAAUGGCCGUCCACCUCUCUUCUCAGAAACCUGGAUUGAUGUUAAGAUUAUUGAAGAGUCCCGGUAUCAUCCAGUUGUGUUUCCACUACAUGUGACAGUGUUCGUGCAUACAGGUGAAUACUUCGGAGGAGUCCUUGGCAAAGUUAAAGCUGCAGAUGAAGAUCCUUAUGAUACUCUGACUUACUCAAUAAUGCCCGACCCUUUGGGUGUUAACACCAGGUAUUUUACCAUUAAUCCACGUGAUGGCACAUUAUCUGCCCAAGGAGGUCUAGAUGAAGGCUCAUACACAGUGAACAUAUCAGUUACUGAUGGAAAAUUUACAACUUUCAGUGAAGCUGAAGCUGAAGUGGUUGAUAUUAGUGACGAUAUGGUGGAGAGUGCUGUUAUUGUUCAACUUGCAGGGGCAACCCCAGAAGAGUUCUUGUUAUCAUACAGACGUAGCUUUCACAGAGGAGUAAAGAACCUUCUCAAUGCCAAAUCUCGCGAUGUCAUCAUUUUAAGUCUGCAGAACAGUCAUGCAAGAGCACGAAGAGACAGCAAAAAGAAAUCAGUUGGAAAAUCUAUUUUUGAACAAGGGGAUCUAGAUGUGCUUUUUGUUGUCCGAAAGUCUUCUAGUGAUUAUUACCCCAGAAACUUUGUGCGAAAGAAGAUUUCCUCAGGUCGACAGACUUUGGAGUCAGUUCUUGGUCUUCAUGUAAUUGGAGUGCUUGAGGACGAAUGCACUGAUAAUACCUGUGAAAAUGGCCUGUGUGAGGAACGUAUUGUGCUUGAUGAUGAAGAAGUUGCCAUUACCACAGAUACCAUGAGCUUUGUUUCUCUCCGCCAUCACCAUGAAUCAAAGUGUAUAUGUCCUAAUGGCUUUUCUGGUGCUCGAUGUGACAUUGUUGUCAAUCAGUGUGCCCAUAAACCUUGUCCAUCAUACAAGAAGUGUAUCCCUGACAGCUCGAGACUAGGAUAUGUUUGUCUAUGUCCUGAAGGAUUGGUAGGUGCCACAUGUAAACAAAACAAGUCUAGUUGCAUUGGUAAAGACAAUAUUCCUGAAUGUUACAGCCCAGUAUCACCAUUAUCUUUCAAAGGGAAGAGUUAUGCACAGUAUUCGCUCCGCAAUCCUAUUGAACGCCACUUUUCCUUUUCUCUGUGGUUCCGGACACUUCAUCCAUCUGGAAAUCUCAUGUUUACGGCUGGUAGAAUUGACUACAGCAUCUUAGAGUUGGAGGGUGGUGAGUUACGUUAUCGCUGGGACCUUGGUAGUGGGGAAGGAGUGGUUGCUGUUACUUCUCUGCGUGUUGAUGAUGGACAGUGGCAUCAUGUUAGUCUUGAGCGAUUUGGUAACACAGCUGAAAUAACAGUGGAUGGCCAGCAUCGUGGACAAGGUGCUUCACCCGGAUCAUCUGACUUGCUCAAUCUUGAUACUCCACAUUUAUAUCUAGGAGCUGAAGUACGACCUUGGGCAGGAGCACAGGACCCACGCCAGGGUCUUGUAGGAUGUGUCGAUGACCCCAGAGUUGAUAAUACACCCUUGCCCUUGACUCACACAACUACCACCAAGGUGGCAUCACUUACUAGACUGACACAUGUAGCACCUCACUGCCAAGCUGCAUUGCAACCUCCUGGUGUCUGUGGUGCUCAUCCUUGUCUUAAUGGUGGUACAUGUGAGGAGAGAGGUUCAUCUUUCAUAUGUCAGUGUCAUCCUCGUUUUCAGGGUUCCCGUUGUGAGUUGGAUUCUAAUCCAUGUGCAUCAUCCCCAUGCUUAAAUAAUGGACAUUGCGUCAAUAUUGAAAACGCUUACAGAUGUGAAUGUCCAGCCCGAGUGUCAGGCCCGCGUUGCCAGUAUAUGUAUUGCAAUCCUAACCCUUGCCUCAAUAGGGGAGUAUGUGAAGAAGGGAUUUCAGGUCCAAUUUGUAAGUGCAGAGGAUUCACCGGUGCCUAUUGCAACAUCGACAUCAACGAAUGUGCCAAAAACCCUUGUCACAAUGGUGGCACUUGCAUCAAUUCUUAUGGUAGUUUCCGCUGUAUGUGUCCAGGGAAUGCCACGGGAACUUAUUGUGAUGCAUACAGAGGAUCUUUCAUUGACAUUGGCAUGGAAGAGAUCAUCUACAUUGUUAUUGGCAUUGUAGCUGUCUUCAUUCUUGGCCUUAUAAUUGUUCUUGCAAUGCAUUGUCGAGACAGAAGAGCAGCACGCAGACGACAGCUAAUUGAACAGACAAAUCAUGUCAUUCUGAAACCCAAAAAUACAGAUAACCACAACAUUUAUAAAAGAAAUUCAAAAUUGAGCAACUUGGAAGCUUCUCAGAAUCCGCACGGUUGCACGCCUCGCCCCGACUCCUACCCCACUAGUCCUAGUGAACCUGCGUACAUGCCGCUAAACAACUUUGACACCAUCCGUAGCUACGGCUCAGCUGGAGAUGAGCUAGAGAACCUCCCUCAGUAUCCCCGGGAGUUUGUCCAAAACAUAUCCAAGUCCAACAGCCUCUAUCAUCACCACACACCCCAGAUUAAUCCCUUGGGAACCCCUCGGGGCUCUACGUUGGGUUCUUUGGUGGGUUCUGGUUUGGGGUCUGCCAUAUGUUCCCCAGGCACUGCAACACCUGCAGACACUGACAGUUUGCACAAACCUUGGAAGGAUGCACUUGCACAUAACCUCAAGGACACCUACUAUGAGAAUAACAAGAUUCAGAAUGAUGUAAAGUUCCGUCAGGGUGAGUACUUGAGCCUCAAGAAGUUAAGUGUAGAUGGCAGUUCCAGGGAUGAUGCCAGUGUACGGUCAGGGACAUCAAUGGAUGAUAUACCAGGCUACCACUGGGAUUGCUCAGAUUGGGCACGACCCUCCCAGAAUCCACUUCCUAACAUCAUGGAGGUCCCUGGAGGUGAAGUGAGAGAUUCUUCAUCAUACCAUUCCAAUGAAUCAAAUGAAUCUAUUGUAGUGGAACCACCAAAAAACCAGCCUUUGAUGCCACCAGUUGAGGGCCCUGUAGACCCUGGUCGUGACAUGGAGACCUUGCCUGCUGAUGAGCUUAUCAGUGAAUGUGAUACAGAAUUUGAACUAGAAUCUCGGCCUGAUCUGGAUACUUCUCAGCUUCUUGAUCCUAAUUCUGAUGCUGGUGCAGAAUCAGACACAUCCUUGUUUACUCCACAGCCACAAAGAUAUGAGACUCACCCCAACCAAUACCUUCCACAUUACCAAAUUGGCAGUGAAACAGAAACAGAAGAUGAGAGAAGCAAGCUAUUAAAUACACUUGAUGACCCUUACAGUGUACAUUACCAGCCUGCUCCAAUCAGUCAUCUCCCAGAGGAUCGAGAUGGUGUUACGUAUUCUCCAUAUCGAAUUCGAAGCAAUCGCAGACACGAUACUGUGAAACGAUUUAGCGAGUUUGGAGGCGAUAUGUCUGUGAUUUCCGGUAUGGAAGAUGAAGAGGAGGGAGCCUCCCUUUGGGGAGGUGAAGCUUCAAAUACAUCUGCAUCAGACCUGGAUAAUGUCUGUGAUAUUGAGGACUCAGAAGUAAACUCCGAAUUUGAAAAUGAUGAUAAAACAAAGAAGUGAAUAAUGAGUACAGUAUUAGUUCAACUGGGUUCAUAGUUUUUUUGAAUCCUUCAGAAUAUGACUGACCAUAUAAACUUGAAAUGUUUUGAGUGAAGCGCACAAAUGGAACUGUAUGAAUGGCAUAUUUUUAUACAAUGAAAAAUCAAAACAUCAUUGAGUCUGCAAACUUUUUAAAUAAAACCUAAAUGAUGGACAAAUGUAUUAAACUAAGAGUGAGUGACAAAGAAACUGACAGGAUUGUCUAUUUUUCAGCUGCCAUUUCUUAGUGCCUGUAUGCUGAUUAAGUAAAAUAAGGAUUCAAAUAUAAUAUGUAUAUCUUCCAGUGUGCCUAAUAUCCCAAGGUCUUCAUUAAUUCAUAUAAAGACAGAAUGGUUCUCAUAUUUUCAUGUGUAAUUCUGAAUUGCAAUUCCUUGGGCAAAGUGCCAAUUUUUUAUCUGUUAAAAGAAAAGCAAGGACUAUUUAUGUAUAAUGUCCGUAAAUUAGACCUACUAGCACUGGAUAUGAUCAUUUUUGUCAUCCAGGAAGUGACAAUUAGAAAUGUUUCCUUGGAGUACUAUGUAUAGUCUUAAGGUCUAUGGUGCUACUGGAGGAGACAGUGCAACAAUACCUGGCAGACAAGGCAGUUUGCUGGAGGAGGCGAGUGGUCCAUGUAAGAGUGUUGUGUAUAUAAAUGUGUAAAUACAAAACUUAUAUUUCAUUGUAUAUAACUUCCAAAAUGUGUUCCACAGAACGUUUAUAUUUUUUGCAGAGCAAACAGACAGGGUUAGAUCUUUCAGGUAUGUUUUGCUGCCUGCGAUGAUUCUGGGUAUGCAACCAAUCACAGCUCGGCUGAAUGAUCCACUAGUCUGCAUUAGAUGUAGCAGUCUUUUAGUAUUUUUGUCAUUUCAAUAACUUGCCACUCAAAACCAAUUUCAUCUAUUAAAGUACUGUACAGUAUUAUUUUAUGGUCACUGAGUUAGAGAAUUUAAAUACUGUAUAAUUAACUUUUUUGGAAACAUUUUAUUUAACAGUACAGUACUUGAAGAAAUUACUGUUUUGUGAGGGUAUUGCAUUUUUUAAUCUACCAUGUGCCAAAGGCAAGUCAUUUAUUUCCACAAGUGUCCUUGAACAGAGCAGAACAGAUUUGGGUCACUGAUUGACGAGAGACAUUUUACUUUGUGUCUGAUACGCUGUGGUAUGAUGUUGGCCCAUGUUCUAGCUGCCCUGAGUGUUUCUUGCAACUAUUAAGAUUAACUGGAAUUUAAGGGCUUUUUGUAUGAAGUAUAAUUAUGUAUUUUUUGUAUUUCAUUAACAGUUAUUAAUCUGCUCCAUUGUAAAUCUCUAAACAGCUUCCCAGAAAAGGCUUCCUCUAUCUAUGGAAUGUUUUUUUUUAUACAAUGCGUAAUUAUUCAGUUGUAUACACAUGCAUUGUAACUGGAGAUUCAGAUAAUUUUCCUUGUGUGACGAGGCCUGCAAAUAUGGCUCAGAAGUACAGUAAAGUGAUUAAUUUAUAUUUUUCUGGUAAUUAUGUGGUUAAAUUUAGGGUUACUGAUGGAUGCUGCAUGUUGCUGGCCAUGCCACAUACAGUGUACUCAGAGUUUUUGCUGUUUUUCCAGCUGUCAUAUCCUCUUUACCAUUCCGUUCCUGAUAGGUUACUCUACUAACCGAAGUAAUUGUGAUAAUAGCUGUACUCUGUAAAGGAGGAAUUCAUAUUUUUACUGUGAACUAAUACAGGAGUAAUGGUUAUAUUAAAACACUUUUAUGGAUGAAUGUAUGGUUGCCAUGGCAGCUAUUGUUUUAUACAAAUUUUGUAAAUAAACUUGUAAUACUGUAACUUGUAA